AUGGUGUCCGCCAUUUCCAAGAGUGCCGCGGCCCUCGGCGACGGGCCCGCCGCGGCCCUCUCGUCGGCGGUAACCCGGGCCAGCGACGUUGCCGAAGCCCAUGGGUCGUCGUCGUGGCUCGGCCUGUUUGCGAGGCUGGUGAUAUGGGUGUUGCAUCUCGUGUCUAUCAUUUUGUACUAUUCGGUCAAGCUGGCCACCAUCUCGGUGCCCUCGUUUCUCUUCACCCUCUUCUCAACGAGCCUGACCUUCACCAUGAAUGCAACUACACUCAUGGUUCUUGUGUUGGCCAUGGUAUCAGGCAUUAGCUGGGUGGUGAGGUAUCGCUACCUCAACAUGUACUCUCGCCUCCCUCCUGAACCGCAGCGCAAGGAACCUGAUAUCGACCUCUUCCCGGACACGCAGGAGGAGGGUGUCAAGUCCGGGCUGAUGAGCUAUUUCGACGAGUUCCUGAGCGCCAUCAAGAUCUUUGGCUACCUGGAGCGUCCCGUCUUCCACGAGUUGACGCGCAGCAUGCAGACGCGCAAGCUCAUAGCCGGCGAGACGCUGAACCUGGAGGAGGAGAAGGGCUUCUGCAUUGUCGUCGAUGGCUUGGUCGAGAUCUUUGUAAAGUCAUCUGGGGAUGGUCGCCAGCCUCCUCCCAGCAGCCCUCACAGCGCCCCUUAUGAUUUCCCUUCCAGUGAAGAUGAAAGCUUUGCCCCUGGCCAACAGCGCUACCAGUUGUUGACCGAGGUCCGAAACGGUGCUCCCAUGUCGUCUCUGUUCUCCAUCAUGUCGCUCUUCACCGAAGACAUCCCCAUUCGGCACACCGAAGACGACAGCCCAGAACCUCGCCCCAACGUUGUUAACACCAACCAUGCCCGCUUUCCGCGGAGCGCUGAUUUUCGGAAGCCCCACGACGUGACCGUAUCUUUCCCCAACACGCCUCAGCUCGACGCCUCGUCGCCAAGCGCUGCCUCGACGUUGGUCGACGCGCUCUCUCUCUCCUCCAACGGCCAACCUCUAUCUCGGAUCCCCCCCAUGUCCCUAGACACGACGACCAAGGGUCACGGCAGGCUCCAGAGGCCGGUGCCGAAGCGGAGCACUACCAGCUCGGCUCACCCGGAUAUCAUAGGAAGAGCGACGGUCGAUACGACCAUUGCCAUAAUUCCUGCUAGCGCGUUCCGGCGUCUUAUCAGGAUAUAUCCAAAGGCGACGGCCCACAUUGUCCAUGUCAUUCUCUCGAGGUUCCAGAGGGUUACUCUGGCGACUGCGUACAGCUAUCUCGGCUUGACCGACGAGGUCUUGCAGAUAGAGCGUAUGAUGCUGAAGUACACGAUGGUGCAGCUCCCCAACCACCUGCGCGGGGAUGCGUUGGAAAGACUCAAAGAGAAGUUCAGCCGCGAGAGGGAGAGGAUUGGCGAGGAAGAGGUUGGGAAAGGCAUCGCUUUGCACAAUGCUCAUGCUGGCCGUCGCCGCCGGUCCACUACAACGCUGCGGAAAGAAGCGGCGUUACAGGCCUUCACUAAGCAGCGCACCAACUCGGAACUCGGUCCCACAGCGUUUCUAGAGCGCUCACCUUUGGUCUCGCCGAGCCCAGGCGAUCUACUGGCCGACAUUCAGUCAUCAAGAGGUACCGGUCUCCGUCCACUGAGCGCCACCCCCGCCGGUGGCCAAUCUUUCAUGGCGGAUGGGCUUCGAGAAGUCGUAUCUCCCCUCGCCCAUCGUGAUUUCAACCCGUUUGCGUCGCAGAGGAAUGCCCACGUACCUCUCGACAAGCGGGAGACGGCCGAUGAGGACAACAUGUUUCGUGAAUCCAUCCUGGAAUGCAUGUUCAAAUCCAUUGGCCUAACGGGGAAUUUGCUGGGACCCCGGGAGACAGACUCGGCGCAAGAUUCCCCGCGUCUGGUGUCAUUGGACCAGAGACGCCAAAAGGCCGUAUUCAGUAACAAUGCCUUUGGGUUUAUGGAGGCGCUUGAAGGAUCCGUCGACGGCGACACCGAGUCGAUGACAUCGGGAGGACAUGCCACGUCUCCGGGAAUGAGCGCCCACUUGCUCGCCCAAGACAUGAAAGACGAAGUCGAGAUCGUAUUCUUCCCCAAAGGCUCUGUCUUGGUGGAACAGGGGGAGAGGAAUCCAGGCCUCUACUAUGUUAUCGACGGCUUCCUUGACAUAUGCAUCCAAGUGGACGACUCUGCCUCGGAUAUUCUCCGGUCGGAAAGCAAAUCCUCGUUUAACGCAAUGCACAGUACCGACUCCUUUGGCGCCCAAAGUCGGGGCGAGACUUCGCCGCGUCUCUCGAAGCCGCCCGAAAUGGGGGGCGGUGCUUUUGAUGGCUUUAAGAAACUCCACAAGCGCCGCCGGGGCGUGGCCUUGAUCAAGCCGGGGGGGCUUGCUGGUUAUGUCGGAACCAUCUCGUCAUAUAGGUCGUUCAUCGACGUUGUGGCCAAGACGGAUGUCUAUGUCGGCUUCCUUCCACUUGCGUCGAUUGAAAGGAUUGUGGACCGGUACCCUAUUGUUCUCCUGACCAUGGCGAAGAGGCUCACCAGCCUUCUCCCUCGUCUGAUUCUCCACAUCGACUUUGCAUUAGAGUGGCUGCAGGUCAAUGCCGGCCAAGUUAUCUUUCACGAGGGCGACGAGAGUGAAGCCAUCUACAUUGUCCUCAACGGGCGGCUGCGGUCGGUCCAAGAUCGGAGGGACGGUGGCGUCAAUGUCAAGGCCGAGUUUGGCCAAGGAGAAAGUAUUGGAGAACUCGAAGUCAUGACCGAGUCUGCUCGCUCGGGCACUCUCCACGCCAUCCGAGACACGGAGAUAGUCAAAUUCCCUCGAACCUUGUUUAACAGCCUGGCCCAGGAGCACCCGAAUAUCACAAUCAAGAUUUCCAAAAUCAUCGCCUCUCGCAUGAGGGCUUUGGUUGACGACUCCAGCGGUCUCAAAGACGGCGGUGCUGCAAGGAACUCUAUCAACAAAGGCUCCUCGACGCUAAAUCUCCGCACCGUUGCAGUCCUUCCCGUCACGGCCGGGGUUCCAGUUGUCGAGUUUAGCAACAGGCUUCUGAAUGCCUUGACUCAAGUGGGGACGCCCAACGGAGCAACAUCGCUCCACCAGGCGGGCAUUCUCAACCACCUCGGCAAACACGCAUUCAACAGGAUGGGCAAGCUCAAGCUCUCCCAAUACCUAGCAGACUUGGAAGAGAAAUACGGGCUAGUGAUUUACGUGGCUGAUACGAAUGUCAACGCCCCCUGGACACAGACCUGCAUCGCUCAAGCCGAUUGCGUCCUUUUUGUGGGCUUGGCUGACGGUUCCCCUGAAAUUGGGGAAUACGAGCGGUUCAUGUUGGGGAUGAAAUCAACAGCGCGGAAGAUACUAGUCCUUCUCCACCAGGAAAGGUACUCGAGCCCCGGGUUGACGAGAAGGUGGCUGAAGAACCGCAUGUGGAUAAAUGGCGGGCAUUUCCACGUCCAGAUGGCAUACAACGCCAACAGCAUGCCGCUGCACCCCCCCACGAAGCGGGCAGGGCCCAGUCUCAAGGAGCGGGUGCAGAUCCUGCAGGCGGGGAUCCAAAAGUACACGUCGCGAAAAGUGCGACAUAGCGCGUUUUAUUCUCCCGAGGCGACGUUCAAAGGCGACUUCCACCGGCUGGCCCGGAGGCUCUGCGGCAAGUCAGUCGGCCUUGUUCUGGGCGGCGGCGGAGCAAGGGGCAUAGCGCAGGUUGGCAUCAUUCGAGCGAUGGAAGAGGCAGGCAUUCCCAUUGACAUCAUAGGGGGGACUUCGAUUGGCGCUUUCAUUGGGGCGCUAUAUGCCCGGCACGCCGACGUGGUGCCCAUCUACGGGCUUGCAAAGAAGUUUUCGGGCAGGAUGGGGAGCAUGUGGAGAUUUGCCUUUGACCUCACGUAUCCCUCGGCAUCGUACACGACGGGCCACGAGUUCAAUCGCGGCAUCUUCAAGACGCUGGGUAAGACGCAGAUCGAAGACUUUUGGCUUGAGUACUACUGCAACACGACCAACAUCAGCAAGAGCCGGGCCGAGUUCCACACGAGCGGGUAUGCUUGGAGAUAUGUGCGCGCGUCCAUGUCGCUGGCCGGACUCUUGCCGCCGCUCUGCGACGAGGGCAGCAUGCUUCUCGACGGAGGGUACGUGGACAAUCUGACCGUCUCGCACAUGAAGUCGCUCGGGUCCGACAUCAUCUUCGCCAUCGACGUGGGCUCGCUCGACGACGACACGCCACAGGCAUUCGGCGACACGCUGUCGGGGCUGUGGGCGUUCUGGAACCGGUGGAACCCGUUCUCGUCGGUGCCCAAUCCGCCGACGCUGGCUGAGAUCCAGGCGCGGCUCGCAUACGUGUCGAGCGUCGACGCGCUGGAGAGGGCCAAGACGAUGGCGGGCUGCUUCUACAUGCGGCCGCCGAUCGACGAGUACGGAACACUGGACUUUGGCAAGUUUGACGAGAUAUACCAGGUCGGUUACAAGUACGGCCAAGAGUUUCUGGAGAAAUUGCGGGACGAGGGCGUGUUGCCCCUGGUGGAGGAGACGGAGGCCAAGAAGGCGCUCCGGAGGACCAUGGCGCCGCGUCGCGCGAGCAUUUAG
Messenger RNA from Lasiosphaeria miniovina, 4563 nucleotides. RefSeq lists its product as uncharacterized. The transcript has 3 exons. The record is from RefSeq and is a predicted model, not a curated record. Bases 1 to 4563 code for a protein of 1520 amino acids. Gene Ontology annotation, molecular function: phosphatidylcholine lysophospholipase A1 activity. Gene Ontology annotation, cellular component: endoplasmic reticulum. Gene Ontology annotation, biological process: lipid metabolic process. Lineage: Eukaryota; Fungi; Ascomycota; Sordariomycetes; Sordariales; Lasiosphaeriaceae.